AUGAAUUCUCUCCCCAGCCUGGCCAACUCCGAGUCUAACGCACGAUGGAGGCCGGCCAUUGCGACAGUGAGCCUCGGCGCCGCUCACUUGCAUCCUCUAAAAGCCAAAAUCAAUGCCGCUGCAAAGAACGGCCAGCAAGGCCUCGAGCUCUUCUACGAUGAUCUAGCGCAAUUCGCCAAGACGCUGCGUUGUCAAGCGCCCGGCGCCAACGCGGAUCGCUCCGAUUGGGACUAUGAGAUCGACGCCGCGCAUGCCAUCCGCGAUCUCUGUGCACAGCGUGAUCUACGGGUAUUGGCACUGCAGCCCUUUCGGCAUUACGAAGGUCUCAUCGAUUCGGCCCGCCACGCAGAGCGCGUUGAUGAGUUCCAACACUGGGUCGAACUGGCGAAGAUCCUAGGCGACAAUCUCUUCAUUCUCAUUCCGUCAUCCUUCCUGGACGCCUCCGAGGUCACUGGGGACCGAGACCAGCUAGCGGCUGACCUGAUUCAAGCGGCGGAUCUAGCAUCCCCCGUGCGUGUCGCCUAUGAGGCACUUGCCUGGGGAACGCACAUCAACACUUGGGAGGACUCCUGGGACGUGGUGCGGCGGGCCAACCGGCCCAACCUUGGUAUCUGUCUGGAUACCUUCAACAUCGCGGCCCGCGUGUGGGCUGAUCCCACCAAUCCAACGGGACGCCAAUCGGCCAGUGUAGACAAGGAUCUACUGAUGUCUAUGGACCGGCUGGUCCGGGAGAUCGAUCCGGGGCGAGUGAUGAUGGUUCAGCUGGCUGAUGGCGAGCGUGUCGACCCACAGGCUCCCUUCCUCCAAGCGCCAGGGCUACCUAAGCUACUGGCCUGGUCCCGAAAUGCUCGUCUAUUCCCGUGUGAAGAAGAGCGAGGAAGUUACCUUCCGAUCCGAGAGGUUGCAUACGCCUGUCUCAACCGCUUGGGGUACUCUGGAUGGGUCAGUAUGGAAGUUUUCUCGCGAACGCUCGGGGAAGACAACACUCAAGUGCCGGACGAGCAUGCCGCACGGGCUCGUCGAUCCUGGCAACGCAUGUUGGAAUAUCUAGACAGAAAGCCGGUGAAGGACACCCUCGCGUGCUGA
Penicillium lagena is the source of this 1086-nucleotide messenger RNA. RefSeq names its product sugar phosphate isomerase/epimerase family protein. The transcript has a single exon. The coding region runs from base 1 to 1086 and encodes 361 amino acids. NCBI's taxonomy places the organism in Eukaryota, Fungi, Ascomycota, Eurotiomycetes, Eurotiales, Aspergillaceae. The record is from RefSeq and is a predicted model, not a curated record.